Molecule: messenger RNA, 510 nt
Organism: Penicillium digitatum Pd1
Lineage: Eukaryota; Fungi; Ascomycota; Eurotiomycetes; Eurotiales; Aspergillaceae
Source: RefSeq, a predicted model, not a curated record
AUGGGAGGCUCACUAUCGCGUAUCUGGUCCCUGCUUUGGUCCAAGAAGGAGAUCCGCAUUCUGAUUCUAGGGCUUAUUGGUGAGGUUGUUACUACGAUACCUACAAUCGGCUUCAACGUCGAAUCGGUCACAUAUAAGAAUCUUAAUCUUAAUGUCUGGGAUCUUGGUGGCCAAACUUCUAUUCGCCCAUACUGGCGAUGCUACUAUGCCAACACCGCCGCAGUGGUCUUUGUCAUCGACUCCACAGAUAUUGAGCGAUUAGGGACUGCAGCAGAUGAAUUGGCAGCCAUGUUGAAUGAGGAGGAACUCAAUGACGCGGCAUUGCUGGUGUUUGCCAACAAACAAGAUCAGCCCGGUGCCAAGGGUGCGGGCGAGAUCUCAGAGGCUUUGAAACUGGGAGAGCUUCGAGACCGAAACUGGAGUAUUGUUGCUUGCUCUGCUAUUGAUGGCAAGGGUAUAAAUGAGGGAAUGGAUUGGCUGGUGCAAACAAUCCAGUCCGAGAAUGCAUGA